Cuscuta europaea is the source of this 842-nucleotide messenger RNA. NCBI's taxonomy places the organism in Eukaryota, Viridiplantae, Streptophyta, Magnoliopsida, Solanales, Convolvulaceae. The record is from the annotation of a GenBank genome assembly.
UGAAAUUGGAGGUGGUGCUUAUGAUUCGUGGAGCAUACCCUUAGAACAACAAAUUAGGGGAAUGCCAGAACUUCAACAAGGUUACAAUCUAGUUGGUCUCUCCCAGGGAAAUAUAAUAGGACGAGGCGUGAUUGAGUUGUGUGACAAUGUACCACAAGUGAAGAAUUUCAUAUCAGUAGGCGGUCCUAAUGCCGGUGUUGCUUCAGUUCCUGCUUGCAGUAAUGAGGCUUGGUGUGACGGUAUAAGUUCUGUAUCUGGAAUGGGAGUCUACUCCGACUACGUCCAAACUCACUUGGCUCCUAGCGGCUAUACGAAACUUCCAAAUGAUAUUCCUGGAUAUUUGGAAGGUUGCAGGUUUUUACCAAUAAUCAAUAACGAAAUUCCGGGAGCGAAUAAUACCCUUCACAAGCAGAGAUUCAUUAGCCUGCAAAAUUUGGUUCUCAUAAUGUUCGAAACCGAUGAUAUUGUCAACCCAACUCUGAGUUCAUGGUUCGGAUACUAUCCUGACGGAGACCUCUCCAACGUCUUGCCUCCACAGCAGACAAAUGCUUACAAAGAGGAUUUAUUCGGGUUGAGAACAUUAGAUGAAGCAGGAAAAGUGAAGUUCAUCAAGGUGCCUGGAAAUCACUUGGAAAUAACCAUUCCCGAAAUGCAGCAGUAUGUGGUUCCAUACUUGCUUGAUUCUGCCGCCCCUUGACUCCCACUCCGACUACUUUUAGAUGAAGCCUUAGCUUUUUAGCUAGUGCAAUUGCGGCUUUUGAUUAAAAAAAUCACUAGCACUACAAUUAAUAAGUUUGUUAAUUAGGAUCUUGUUUUAUUUUUUAUGACUACCUGUAGCACCG